CUCUGCUCCGGCGUGGCAGGUCCGAGAACUCUGCUCUCCUUGCCCGGCCAGGCAGGCGCCCAAGUGGCACGCGGUUCGAACCCGCCGCUUGCCCUAGUCUGGGCGGGCAGCCGACUCUUGGCAGUGAGCAGCCAGACGUCUGUCCCGUUGGCCCAGAGCUUCCUAACUGGUCAGGACAAACUUCGGUGGCUGGAGGCCCGGGGCCAGGGGGGGAGGAAGAGGAGGAGGAGGAGGAGAGGUUGUGGUUGGGGGGAUCUUGGGCUUGUGCUGCCUCUCCCCCGCCUCCCUCCCUCCCUCGCCCCCCCCCCCGCCACAACUGCUCAAAAGACCUGGAUGAGCUGCCACAGGGACCCCGUCCAGAGGGGCGGGGGGCCGGGAGGAGGAGGAGGAGAUUUGCCCUCCCCGAGGAAGCGCCGCCGCCAGCUCCCCUCGGGAACCUUAAAGAGCCCCUCCGCCAGCCCGCUCCGUCGGGGGAAGAAGACGGCCAUGCCCCGGCGCCCGCUCGCCAGCCGACCCACGAAACUUGAUGGAAGACCUGUGGACUUGCUCCUCCCUUGCCAACGGGAUGCUGCUUCAUAUAUCACAGCAAUCUGCCAGGAGGCAUGAAGGUCUCUAGCGCUCUUACGGAGGGUUCUUAGAGCCACCAGAAGACAGCUGCUGAAGAUGUUUGCCAAGGUGCACGUGCUUGCUCUGGUCUUGUUUUCCAAAGGAUCCUUCCUUUCGCUAGGUGACCACAAUUUUGUAAGGAAAGAAAUUAAGAUUGAAGGAGAUCUGGUUUUUGGUGGUCUGUUCCCAAUUAAAGAAAAGGGCACUGGAGCUGAAGAAUGUGGGAGAAUCAAUGAAGACCGAGGGAUCCAGCGCUUGGAGGCCAUGUUAUUUGCUAUUGAUCAGAUCAACAGGGAUGGCCAUUUGCUCCCAGGAAUUAAGCUUGGCGUUCACAUUUUGGACACCUGCUCCAGGGACACAUAUGCAUUAGAACAGUCAUUGGAGUUUGUCAGGGCAUCUUUGACUAAAGUGGAUGAAGCUGAGUAUAUGUGUCCUGAUGGGUCGUAUGCAAUUCAAGAAAACAUCCCGCUACUCAUUGCAGGUGUCAUUGGAGGCUCUUACAGCAGCGUCUCCAUACAGGUUGCAAAUUUACUAAGGCUCUUCCAGAUUCCUCAAAUAAGCUACGCAUCCACCAGUGCCAAGUUGAGUGACAAGUCCCGCUAUGACUAUUUUGCACGGACGGUGCCUCCUGACUUUUAUCAAGCAAAAGCAAUGGCAGAGAUCCUGCGGUUCUUUAACUGGACCUAUGUGUCAACGGUUGCUUCUGAAGGCGACUACGGAGAAACAGGAAUCGAGGCCUUUGAACAAGAGGCCCGACUCCGCAACAUAUGCAUUGCUACCUCUGAAAAGGUUGGCCGCUCCAACAUUCGGAAAUCCUACGACAGCGUCAUCCGGGAGCUGCUCCAGAAACCCAAUGCAAAAGUGAUUGUCCUUUUUAUGCGCAGCGAUGACUCUCGAGAGCUCAUCGCUGCAGCCAACCGAUUCAAUGUGUCCUUUACGUGGAUUGCCAGCGAUGGGUGGGGGGCCCAGGAGAGUGUUGUGAAGGGCAAUGAACACAUAGCUUAUGGAGCAAUCACCUUAGAGCUCACUUCCCAUCCUGUGAAAGAAUUUGACCGCUAUUUCCAAAGCCUCACUCCAGCCAACAACCAUCGCAAUCCCUGGUUCAAAGAUUUUUGGGAGCAGAAAUUUCAGUGCAGCCUUCAGAACAAAAAAAAUCACAUAAAAACUUGUGACAAACACUUAUCUAUUAACAGUUCCAACUAUGAACAAGAAUCCAAGAUCAUGUUUGUGGUGAAUGCUGUGUAUGCAAUGGCCCAUGCCUUGCAUAAAAUGCAACGGAACUUGUGUCCAAAUACCACCAAGAUUUGUGAUGCUAUGAAGAAUUUGGAUGGCAAGAAGGUCUACAAAGACUUUCUCCUGAAAGUCAAUUUCACAGUGGCAGCAUCUGCAAGUGAGGGAGGGAGUCUGGAGAAAUCAGCUAAAGCUCCAUUCAGUUCUUCCAAAUCGGCAGACAACAUUGUUAAAUUUGAUGCCUAUGGUGAUGGAAUCGGCCGAUACAAUGUCUUCAAUUUUCAGCACAAUGGAGGCAAAUACUCCUAUGUAAAAGUUGGCCAAUGGGCAGAGACUUUGACGCUUGAUGUAGAUGCCAUUCAUUGGUCCAGAAGUCAUAUCCCCACAUCCCAGUGCAGUGACCCCUGUGCGCCCAACGAGAUGAAGAACAUGCAGCCAGGAGAUGUCUGCUGUUGGAUCUGCAUUCCUUGUGAGCCAUUUGAAUACCUGGUGAAUGAAUCCACUUGUGCAGACUGUGGCCCUGGGCGGUGGCCAAGGGCUGAUCUCACUGGCUGUUACGACCUCUCGGAAGAUUACAUCAAGUGGGAAGAUGCAUGGGCAAUUGGACCAGUGAGCAUUGCAUGCCUGGGCUUUAUUUGCACUUUCUUGGUUGUGGGGGUAUUUAUCAAGCAUAACAACACCCCUUUGGUCAAAGCUUCAGGUCGUGAGCUGUGCUACAUACUCCUCUUUGGAGUCUUCCUCUCCUACAGCAUGACGUUCCUUUUCAUCGCCAAGCCUUCACCAGCCAUUUGCACCUUCCGCCGCUUGGGCCUGGGUACGUCCUUUGCUAUUUGCUAUGCUGCCCUACUGACGAAAACAAACUGUAUUGCCAGAAUAUUUGAUGGGGUAAAGAACGGGGCUCAGAGGCCUAAGUUCAUCAGCCCGCGUUCGCAGGUCCUCAUCUGCCUGAGCUUCAUCAUGGUGCAGAUUGUGGUGGUGUCUGUGUGGCUGAUUUUGGAAGCCCCAGGCACCCGGCGGUACACCCUUCCUGAGAAGCGGCAAACUGUUAUAUUGAAGUGCAACGUCAAGGAUUCUAGUAUGUUGAUCUCUUUAACAUACGAUGUUAUCCUCGUGGUCUUAUGCACUGUAUAUGCCUUCAAAACAAGGAAGUGCCCAGAAAACUUCAAUGAAGCCAAAUUUAUUGGUUUUACAAUGUACACAACAUGCAUCAUCUGGCUGGCUUUCCUCCCAAUCUUUUAUGUGACAUCAAGCGACUAUCGGGUCCAGACCACGACCAUGUGCAUCUCCGUAAGUCUCAGUGGCUUUGUUGUCCUGGGAUGCUUGUUUGCUCCCAAAGUGCACAUCGUUCUCUUCCAGCCGCAGAAGAAUGUGGUCACUCACAGGCUGCACCUCAACAGGUUCAGCGUCAGCGGCACGGGAACCAGCUAUUCCCAAGCCUCAGCUAACGUGUACGUUCCCACCGUCUGCAAUGGAAGGGAAGUCGUGGAUUCUACCACCUCCUCGCUCUGAGCGUUCUGCUCCUAGACUGUUAGGAAGUGUUGCACAGUUCUUGCACAACCAGGAGAAAGUGUUUUUUUUAAAAAAAAGACUAGCAUUUUCUUUUCUAGAAACAGUAUAAUAAAUUAUUUUUGAGGGCUGUACAGUAUAUAGUGGUGUUCUUUCAAGAACGACUUUAGUUCUAAGGGAUGUGUAAAUAGCCACAACUUCCACUUCUAUCAUGUUGACUUAGUAGUGAGGGAAGAGUUAGUUGCCAUGAUAGGUGGCUUUCUUUCUAAUGGAUUUUUGUAAUUCCUUGUUGUAAUUUACUUAGACUGCAUUUCUAUGUUGUAUAAUAUGGUUACAUUCUGUGCAACAAAUGAUUUUCACUGCAGUAUUAAUUAAUGUAAAGAUGCCAAUAAUAAAAUCUGAAACAUUUUCCAGCA
This is a messenger RNA of Sphaerodactylus townsendi, 3758 nucleotides long. RefSeq names its product glutamate metabotropic receptor 3 (gene GRM3). The record is from RefSeq and is a predicted model, not a curated record. Gene Ontology annotation, biological process: regulation of synaptic transmission, glutamatergic; G protein-coupled glutamate receptor signaling pathway. Gene Ontology annotation, molecular function: group II metabotropic glutamate receptor activity. Bases 664 to 3345 code for a protein of 893 amino acids. Gene Ontology annotation, cellular component: membrane. The transcript is spliced from 7 exons. NCBI's taxonomy places the organism in Eukaryota, Metazoa, Chordata, Lepidosauria, Squamata, Sphaerodactylidae.